UCGAAAACCUGCAACUGUUCGUGUAAGCCAGAGCAAUAUGAAUCUUUAAGACUACGUUGUCUACAAUCUGGCGAUAACUUUUACUAUGCUGGAAAAAAUAUCUGAAAUGACGCCAAAGAAAAGUUAGUAAAAAAUACAAUAAAGAAGAAAAGACCGACUAUCAACAGCGAUUUAAGGGAUAAAAAGUUUUCAAUACAACAGCAAGUCAGUGAUAAAGAAAUAUUCACACUGGAGGUUCUGGAAUUUUAGACUGCAAAUGGAUGGCAAGAAUUUGCUCAAAUAAACUACAUUACAAGAAAGAACCGAUAUUAUAGAAGGAAAAACACAAAUUAAAUACAAGAGCAACCCGAGUAUGACGAAGGUAUCAAAAGAAAAAGACAAAAACAAAUCUAAAGAACCGGAAAAAGAUGAAGGAAAAACACAAAUUAAAUACAAGAGCAACCCGAGUAUGACGAAGGUAUCAAAAGAAAAAGACAAAAACAAAUCUAAAGAACCGGAAAAAGAUGAAGGAAAGAAUCCUUGCCUGCUAAAGUUUUGCUAUAUAAGACUUUUGUUGAUAAUACAUUGUGUGUUAGCCUGUUGGAGAGUUGUGGUUGCGGAAAACGAUAACCGAUUUUGGUUCCUGUGUUGUUUGAACGUUCUUUUUCUGGUGGAAGGUUUCAAGACCUUCAAUCGGGAGAAACCUGUAAAAAGGUGGCGACCGUGUAUUGCAGUUUACUUGAUAACCAUCCUGCCUUGCGUUUGGCUGCUACAAAUACACCGGUAUAAUGUUGCAGCCGCGUCAAUGGGUGGCGAAGAUAUAACUACCACACAAUCUACAACCGUAGUCUCCACAACAGGAUCUAAUGGUGGUUCGACUACAACGCCAGGAAUAUUGAUGUCUUUCGCCAACACGAUUCUGUCUAAGGAUGAUUCAACAUGGGCCGUUGUAAUUCAAGAGCUCAUGAUCUUUCUAAUCAAGUAUACGAUAUGGUUUCUUAAAACCAAGCCGAAGAAAUUGAAAUUAGCUAGAUUUAUAGCAAAAGCGUCUGACAUUAUGGAACUGUUUGCACUAUUUGAUGAAUCUGCCGUACAGGAGGACUUAACUGUCACCUAUCUUGUUCUUAGUUGUUGGUCGCUGAGCUUCAUCCAGUUUGUUCUCGUCUUACCCAAAAAAGGCAUUGCGAGACGUAUUAUAAAGACACUUUUCCAAGACGGAUCGUUCUUGUACGUGCGUCUGUUUGUAGCGAUAGAUCUUCAGUUAGUCUCGUACAGUUUAGUGUUUUUCUUGAUUAAGAACCUCCUGUCUCUGAUGGAGCAAAUACAUCACGUAAUGGGUGGCUUUUGUAUUCAAUUAAGACAGUAGACGAACAAGCUAACAAGCAAACGUAGUUAUUAUUAUGUUUUAUUUACCAGCUUUACAAUCGUUGUUGAUGGAAAUAAUAUAAGAAUACAAUAUUACAAUAUAAUGCUAGAAUACAAUAUUACAAUAACGCCAAAGUGUAUGUUCUACCUAUAACAUAAUGCUAGAAUACAAUAUAACAAUAACGCCAAAGUGUGUGUUCUACCUAUAACAUAAUGCUAGAAUACAAUAUUACAAUAACGCCAAAGUGUGUGUUCUACCUAUAACAUAAUGCUAGAAUACAAUAUUACAAUAACGCCAAA
Molecule: messenger RNA, 1644 nt
Organism: Mya arenaria
Lineage: Eukaryota; Metazoa; Mollusca; Bivalvia; Myida; Myidae
Product: transmembrane protein 26-like
Exons: 3
Coding region: 353-1345 (330 amino acids)
Source: RefSeq, a predicted model, not a curated record